This is a messenger RNA of Ornithorhynchus anatinus (platypus), 818 nucleotides long. It is a transcript of the gene IL38, whose product is annotated as interleukin 1 family member 10. Gene Ontology annotation, molecular function: interleukin-1 receptor binding; cytokine activity. Lineage: Eukaryota; Metazoa; Chordata; Mammalia; Monotremata; Ornithorhynchidae. Gene Ontology annotation, biological process: cellular response to lipopolysaccharide; inflammatory response to antigenic stimulus; cytokine-mediated signaling pathway. The coding region runs from base 1 to 459 and encodes 152 amino acids. The transcript is spliced from 4 exons. The record is from RefSeq and is a predicted model, not a curated record.
AUGUGCUCCCUCCCACUGGCACGAUAUUACAUAAUUAAGAAUGCAGAGCAGAAGGCACUGUACCUGAGGAAUGACCAGCUGCUGGCAGGGGACCCGGGCACAGAGAAUGGCAGCCCAGAGCGGGUGUGCGUGCUCCCCAACCGAGCCCUCGACCCCAGCAAGUUCCCCAUCAUCAUCGGGAUCCAGGGCGGGAGCCGCUGCCUGGCUUGUGCGGAGACCGGGGAGGAGCCCAAGCUGCAGCUGGAGGACGUGACCAUCGAGGACCUGUACAAGGGUGGGGAGCGGGCCACCCGCUUCACCUUCUACCGCUCCAGCUGUGGCGACGCCUUCCGCCUGGAGGCAGCCGCCCGGCCUGGCUGGUUCCUCUGCACCCCGCCUGAGCCCUGGCAGCCCCUGGCGCUCUCCAGCGAGGCCGGAGCCUCCACCCGCACACAGUUCUACUUCGAGUUGAGCCGGUAGGGCCAGGGACCGGAGGCCAGGCAGUCCUGGUGUCUGGUUUCCCUUUGGACCCGGAGCCCGGCCCCCUCCGUCCUGGGGGAGCGAGUAAAGUGUCUGAGUUUCCUUGCUAGAUGAAUUUGGUGCCCACUCCAGAGCCCGGGCCCACUCCUCCACCGGGCAGUACAUUCCAGCCGAACCGGGGAAGGGGUCAUGAGAUCCCGAUCCCCCUCUCCCCUGAGCUCUAACAGAGCCCUCCCCAAUCUUCUCGCUUCCUCUCCCUGACCACAUUCCCCAGGAGCGCCCCAGCCCCCACCAUGGGCACCCCAGAAGCUCAUGUGUUCUCGCAGGCCUGAGGAAUUAGACUCAACCCAGAUCCUCUA